AUGCCUGACAGACCUCCCUUUCCCUUGCGCCCAGCACAGCCCCCGGGUCCGACGUUCCUCCAAUACUCACCAGACGGCCACCGGCUCAAUGUCGCUGGCUGUGGCAAUUUCGCUCGCUCCUAUCGAACCCAUGACAAUGGCGAACCUGACAUGCUCAUGGAUACGCAUGAAGACACGCUGGCUGUCGCGUCAGGCAACGACUUCGUUGUUCUGGGCUGCGAGGAUGGAACUGUUACAGAGUACAAAGUCCCUAGCGGCGAGGUUGAGCGGAUGAUCGUGAGGUUCACAUUGCCAGUCCGAGACGUGGCCCUUCUACAAAGUGAGACUUGGGUGGCUGCUUCAAGCGACGAGAUAGAAGUGAAGGUGGUGAACCGACACAACACCGAACGACUCAUAACCCUCAAUGACCACCCCAAACCAAUCAAGCACCUCUCACCAUCACCAGACGGGAAGUAUCUUGCAGCAUCUUGUACAGAUGGCCGCAUUUACAUCUACGACGUUUCGGUGCUCCCCGAACAACCAUCCCUCUUCCGUACGAUCGACGGGGUUGCCAGACAACUAGAAACAGCACAAAUAGCCACGAGCAAGGCGGUGUGGCAUCCAGAUGGAAGAGCAUUUGCUUGCCCGACAGCAGCAAGGGACAUUCAAGUCAUCUCCGUGGCAGACGGCGCAUUCCAGCGUGUCUUCUCAGGCGGGCACAAUGGCGACAUUACCUCUCUUGCCUGGUCUCCGAAUGGCGCACUUCUCGCCAGCUCCGGCGCCGACGACUUGCUCGUCAUCUGGGAAACCAAGACCCAGCAGCCUAUCCGGAAAGACAAUUACGAGAAGAUUCUACAAGUUGCCUUCCAUCCCACUAGCGAGAAUAUUGUCAAUUGGACCAACAGUUGGGGCGAGUGCAGCAUCCAGCCCAAUUUCUUCCAGGACGAAAACCAUCUCAAGAUUCUCAAGGGACCGAAGACACGCGCACCGUUCUUCCACGAUCCUCUUGACGAGCAACGUCUGACGAAUGGUGUUAACGGCUACGCGCACAAACGACGCGCUGCUACUCCUGAUUCGUUAGAUGAAGCACUUGGUGAAUCUCCUGGUCCAAUCGAUGCCGAUCUCGAUGACUGGAUCGAGGAUGAUGACAAUGCUGGCUAUACAAACGGCGUUAACAUCAAUCUCAACGGCAAGCGCACCAAUGGCCAUGUCGACCUCCCAAUCGCCAAACGCAGCCGCUACGGUACUUUCUCUCCAGAACAGCAUGCAGCUUUCCAACCCUCUUCGACGCUGUGGCGCGGUAACCGGCGCUAUCUCUGUCUGAACCUCCUUGGAUUCGUGUGGACCGUGGAUCACGACACUCACCGCACUGUCACAGUAGAGUUCUUCGACCGCGAGAUGCAUCGCGACUUGCACUUCACUGACUACUUUGGCUACGACAAGGCAUGUCUCACCGAUCAUGGCUCACUCUUUUCCUCCUCGGCAAAGGAUGACCAAGGAGGUGUUGUAUUCUACCGGCCGCACGAAACAUGGGUCUCGCGAUCAGAUGGUGGCAACGGGAGUCGCAUCCAGCUGCCCAAAGGUGAGGAGGCAACGAGCAUUGCCCUGGGCAAGCGCCACGUCGUUGCAAUCACAAACACAGGCUAUGUGCGGGUAUGGACGCUGUUCGGAACUCCAGUGCGAAUGUGGCGGGUGAAGCAUAGCCCAGCAGUGACCUGCGCGAGCUGGGGUGACUAUGUGCUCAUUGUAGGCAAUGGGCCGGUGGGUGGCGACGGUCGAACGAAGCUGGUCUACAGUCUCGAAGAUCUACGGAACGAUGAAGUCCUCCAGACCGAGGAUGUCGUGGCUCUGAGCGAGGUUGGCGAGGAUGUGGACGACGAGUGGGGACUGCAGAGUCUCUUCUGGUCGGACGAGGGCGAUCCAUGUAUCUACGACAAACAGGGUGUGCUGCUGACCUUGAUGCACUGGCGGACACCAGGGCAAGCGAAAUGGGUGCCACUCCUUGAUACCCGGCGGCUAGAACGGCUACGAGAUGGCAAAAAGGAGGAAAAGUAUUGGCCUGUGGCUGUUGCUGGCGAAAAAUUCCACUGCGUCAUCCUCAAGGGCGGUGAAACGAGUCCGUACUUUCCUCGGCCGCUGCUCACAGAAUUCGAUUUCGAGAUGCCGGUGGGCAGACUGGUGGAGGAAGGCGCGCAGGAUGAGGAUGGAAACGAGAGCAAUGCCAAGGCUGGCUCUAGAUUGGAGGAGAGCUUCGUACGCAGUACGUUACUUUUGGAGCUCCUGCGAGACGCCGUGGAUGCACAGGGUGACAACGCCGGCCAUUCGCAGAGGACAGAAGUGGCGCGGCGGGAGAUCGAGGUAGACAAGGUCCUGUUGCAGUUGCUGGCCGUGGAAUGCCGGGAAGGCGAGGAACGAGGCAUGAAGGCUUUGGAGGUGGUGAAACUGAUGAAAGAUCGGACGGGUCGGAUGCUGGAGGCGGCUGGAAAGGUGGCCCAGAGGUGGGGUCAAGAUGUGCUGGAGGAAAAAGUGCGGGAGGUGGCAGAGAGGAGGGUUGGUGGGGUGGAGGAGCUGUAG
Molecule: messenger RNA, 2553 nt
Organism: Cyphellophora europaea CBS 101466
Lineage: Eukaryota; Fungi; Ascomycota; Eurotiomycetes; Chaetothyriales; Cyphellophoraceae
Exons: 2
Coding region: 1-2553 (850 amino acids)
Biological process (GO): DNA repair; mitotic cell cycle; DNA-templated DNA replication
Cellular component (GO): nuclear replication fork
Molecular function (GO): chromatin binding; protein binding
Source: RefSeq, a predicted model, not a curated record